Molecule: messenger RNA, 646 nt
Organism: Saccostrea cuccullata (small rock oyster)
Lineage: Eukaryota; Metazoa; Mollusca; Bivalvia; Ostreida; Ostreidae
Exons: 5
Coding region: 75-467 (130 amino acids)
Source: RefSeq, a predicted model, not a curated record
UGAACCAAGGCUAACAGUUCGUUUAAAGUCUUUCUCUAUAUUUUUGGAUAUUUAAUUUCCGGAAUUGGAAAUUAAUGAUGGGACGACGAGGAAUUCUGACACACUUCAUCUUGGUUCUUCUUAUACUUCUAGGAUCGUCUCCAGAUGUUCACGCACAAGGAGGAGGGAAUUGUAUGGCGGAUACAGACUGUAACUCAGCAGCAGGAGGAGGAUUCUGUAACCUUGGGCCCAACUCCUGUACAUGUAUAAAUGGAUUCACGGGAGCGAACUGUCAAACAGCUCCAACCUCUCCUUCGCCUUCGGGAAACGGUAACGGUUCCAUGGCCUCGUUAAACACCAACAACGCUGUACUGCUGCUGACCCUCGGGGCAGCUUUAUAUAUUUUUCUUCAAAAGGAAAAGUCACGUGAGGAAGAGAAUCAAAUUUUGGAGUACGCCCUCUAUCGGCAAUACCUGCUUCCCAACUAGAACAAGGCGAACAAUCUCAUUUCACAUAAAGAAAAAGAUCACAUGAGAUUUGAAUCCAUGCAGUCUAUCUUUACGUUCCACUGAAUCGACAUGGAAUUAAAAUAAUAUUUUUGUAAUGCAAUUCUGUCUAAACUUAUAUGAGUGAAAUUUAUAAGGUGUUUAGUACAUGUACUGUGAAA